AUGAAUAGCUACUCGUACAACACGCCUCCUGGCCACCCGGCUGCCUACUAUCCCUCGUUCAGCGCGACGCCUUCGCCCGCUGCGUCGCCCUCGGGGGGCCAGCACGGUUACUACGCGCGGCCAGGACCGUCCCCUCGACACCACUCUCGGCACACUUCCUCGGGAGAUGCGUAUAGCUACUCCUCCCCGCGCGGGGCCACCUUCUCCCCGCGGUAUAACUCCAGCGGAUACUACGCGACUGCUGCCAAUGUGAGUCGAGACAAAAGUUCGUAUGCGGCUCCGUGCCAUUAUGAGAGGCGAAGUUCUUACUCCCAUCAUCGAGCCUCUCCGGGGGAGUCCGACGAGGACGAGUUUGACUUUGUCGACUACGUGGUGGACGGGGUGGUCUACCGCCAGUACAGUCGCCGGCCUGACAAGUCCACCUUUAACUCUCGUGGGCGCGCCACUGACCAGUAUUUCUCUCAGGCUCAAGGACACGCCUACAACAGAGAUGACUUUGAGGGCACGCCCGUCUACGAGCCGCAGUCGCACUCCAGCAGACGACGGAGGCAAUCCUCCUCCUCCUCGACGCCACAGCGUACUUCAUCGCGUCCCACCUCCUCCACACCCAAGAAGCCGCCGCCGGUGGCCAAGGCGACCGAGGCCGACGCGCGCAAGCACCGCAUCCCUCCCGGAUACUCGCUCAAGAAUUGGGAUCCCUCCGAAGAGCCCAUCAUGCUCCUCGGCAGCGUCUUCGAUGCCAACAGUCUCGGCAAGUGGAUCUACGACUGGACCGUGUACCACCACGGACCCGCGACCCCCAUCGCCGACAUGGCCGGCGAGCUCUGGCUCCUGCUCAUCCAACUCGCCGGCAAGGUCAAGCGCGCCGAGGAAUGCAUGAGCCGCAUCCGCACGAAGGAGAACAAGGAGAUGGUGGACGACUUCAUCGAGUCUGGGGAGCGGCUCACGGACAAGCUGAAGAGGCUUCUCAAGUCCUGCGAAACGCCCAUGUUGAAGGCGGGCAAGAAGCACGGGAAGGACUCGGCGCAGCUGGGCAAGAACGCCGGAACCGAGUUUGUCGACUCCAUCUUCGGGCGCGACCGCCAGCUCGAGGCGACGGAGAAGUUCAUGUCAUCGAUUCGCCUCUGGAACCUCCGCUUCGACGCCAACUGCGAGGACAUUCUCCGCCGACCAGGACAAUAG
Molecule: messenger RNA, 1182 nt
Organism: Drepanopeziza brunnea f. sp. 'multigermtubi' MB_m1
Lineage: Eukaryota; Fungi; Ascomycota; Leotiomycetes; Helotiales; Drepanopezizaceae
Source: RefSeq, a predicted model, not a curated record